This is a messenger RNA of Populus euphratica (Euphrates poplar), 1678 nucleotides long. RefSeq names its product 7-deoxyloganetin glucosyltransferase-like. The record is from RefSeq and is a predicted model, not a curated record. NCBI's taxonomy places the organism in Eukaryota, Viridiplantae, Streptophyta, Magnoliopsida, Malpighiales, Salicaceae. The coding region runs from base 68 to 1546 and encodes 492 amino acids. The transcript has 2 exons. Gene Ontology annotation, molecular function: quercetin 7-O-glucosyltransferase activity; quercetin 3-O-glucosyltransferase activity.
ACAUCUCUUUUAUUUUUAGGCCAAGAAAAACCAGGAAAGCAUUUCAUUUCAGUGCCUCAGAGAAAAUAUGAGUUCAACUGGAGCCAGAAAACCCCAUGCAGUAUGUGUUCCCUAUCCAUCACAGGGCCAUGUUACCCCAAUGAUGCACCUAGCCAAGCUUUUGCACUCAAGAGGCUUUCACAUAACCUUCGUUAACACUGAGUUCAACCACGGGAGAUUAAUCCGGUCCAGAGGACCAGACUCUGUCGAAGGCCUGCCUGAUUUCCGGUUUGAGACCAUACCGGAUGGUUUGCCUUUGCCACCAUCUGAUUUUGAUGCAACACAAGACGUUCCGUCCUUGUGUGAUUCAACAAGGAAAAAUUGUAUGGCCCCAUUUAAAGAGCUCCUUACAAAGUUGAAUUCAUCAUCUGAAGUGCCUCCUGUUACUUGCGUAAUCUCAGAUGGAGUCAUGAGCUUUGGCAUAAAAGCUGCAGAAGAGUUUAACAUUCCCCAGGUUCAGUUUUGGACAGCCUCAGCUUGUAGCUUCAUGGGAUAUUUGCAUUUCAAUGAACUCACCAGAAGAGGCUUCGUUCCAUACAAAGAAGAAAAUUUACUUCGAGAUGGCUAUACACCUAUUGAUUGGAUCCCUGGUUUGAGUAACAUCCGAUUAAAAGACAUGCCAACCUUUAUCAGAACCACAAACGAUGAAAUAAUGUUUGAUUUUAUGGGAUCAGAAGCAGAGAACUGCUUAAACUCUCCUGCAAUUAUCUUCAACACAUUCAACGAAUUCGAAAAUGAGGUGUUGGAGUCUAUAAUUGCUACCAAGUUCCCUAACAUUUAUACAGUAGGUCCUCUUCCCUUGCUUUUAAAGCAUAUCCCAGCUGAAAGCGAAUCCAGGUCACUUGGUUCAAGUUUAUGGAAAGAAGACUUAAACUGUCUUGAUUGGCUUGAUAAAAGAGGACAUAAUUCUGUUGUGUACAUUAAUUAUGGAAGUGUGACCGUAAUGACAGACACACACUUGAGAGAAUUUGCUUGGGGCCUGGCAAAUAGUAAACUACCGUUUUUAUGGAUAAUUAGGCCUGAUGUAGUGAUGGGUGAUUCUGCAAUCUUGCCGGAAGAGUUUCUUGAGCAAAUUGAUGGUAGAGGAUUAUUAGCAAGUUGGUGUCCACAGGAUCAAGUUCUUGCACAUCCAUCAGUUGGGGUUUUCCUGACACAUUGUGGGUGGAAUUCUAUGAUGGAAACUAUAUCCUGUGGCGUUCCAGUAAUCUGCUGGCCUUUUUUUGCUGAUCAACAACCGAAUUGCCGGUAUGCAUGCACCAAAUGGGGGAUUGGAGUGGAGGUCAAUCAUGAUGUUAAGAGAAACGAGAUUGAAAGUCUUGUUAAGGAAAUGAUAGAAGGGGACAGCGGGAAGCAAAUGAGGCAAAAGGCUUUGGAGUGGAAAGAUAUAGCAGAAGCAGCUACCAGUAUUGGAGGAUCAUCUUACAAUAACUUCGAAAAAUUCAUCAAGGAGGCUCUUCUUCUGUGUAAAGAAGACUGUAAAAGAAUAAACGGUAUUGUAUGGGUGUGAUAUUUUUCUGUUUGUUUCUGUCAUCUCACUUCUUGUAUGCUUCACCAUGUAUUUUUCCAUUUUAUAUGUAUUGAAGACUGCUUGGGACUGUCAGGACUAAUGUGGUAUUCAGUCUCAAGUUUCCGGCAUUGA